AUGCCGGCCCAAGAUGAUUUCCGAAGAGACCUCGGCCAGGUUAAGGUCGCAGGUAAAUUCAAAUACCUGAGCAAGAUCAAAGCUGGUGAUAUUGACGGGUCAAUCUGCUUCACCUUCACCUCUCCCGAUGCGCCCGUUUCUAUUGAUUUCCAAGCUGUGACUCAGCCUCACAGCUACCCCAAAAACCACGAAUACCUCGUCUACUCCACAUCCGAUGAGCCUCCACCCGCAGUCACUGCUGCCGUCGAAACUGCCGUGGCCUUGUUCCCUCGCAUUUCCAUUCACGGUCUCCUGACGAUCAUCCAAAGUGGAGUCUGUUCGGCGCUCAACGGCUCCAAGUUUCAGCCACCCGAGGAAUAUCAGGAUCAUGACCUAAAGAAUACCGAGUACUCUUCUGACUCCUAUGAAAUUUAUAGUUAUUCCGAUGCCGGUGAGUUCACUGGUUUCGAUGACGAAGAUGACGACUUUUCCCCAGUCGGAAAGCCAACCCCAUUUUCUUUGCGGCAGAAGAUCCGUCGGGAUCUGCGGGCCACCAAGGAAAACGGAUUCAAGGUUGAGUAUCAUGGCGAUUCCGCCGGAGGUAUUGUUAUUUCGGUGGCCAGCCGCGUUAGCAGACUGGAUAUACCGGAAGAAGUCAUGGAUCUUUGGAAAGUACGCCCCAACGACUACUUGGUUCUUCUCCUUCGUUACCCCCAAAUGUACCUUGACAUGGAUGAUCUUUUUGAAAUGGGAGACUCGAAUUUUUCAUUUGUUCAGAUGCGCCUUGGUCUCUGUGACUCCUACAAGCCAUCGGCGGCCGCCGUUGUGAUGGCCUUUCAGGGCAACACACCGACCGAAAAGGAUGGUUCAGCCGCACAGGAGACCGAGAAGAACAAGCUCAGGCCCCUUUUCAUAGGCGCUCAGCUCAACAAACUCCUGAACGAACGGUUCAUGGGAAUUGUCAGACUUCGCCUCAAGUACGGAUUUUCUUGGACGGGCGCAGAGCACUUUUUUCACGCUAGCCAAGGAAAGUAUCUGAGCGACGACGACGCAAGUUCAAAGGAAUAUCUCGUACCGGAUGAAUGGGGUACACUACCUCCACCGUGGCUUACGAUCGAUCAAAUGGCUGACAUGGGCCUGGCGCUGUCGAGCAUGUCCUUCCCUCUGCUUGCAAUGCAAUUUACUCUUCGCCACUUUGUCCGAUGCACUGAAUUCUGCCUCGUUUGCUUCUGCAAAAAAUACGAUGACUUCGAAGCAUUGAAGCCCUACGUCUGCUCUAAGGGGCUCUGUCUCUAUCAGUAUAUUACCUACGGCAUGGGCCCAAGUCUGGAGCACGAAAUCAUAUCCCAACCGAGUGUUGUUGAUAUGCUGGUCUCUCUGGCGUACUCCAGAGCGAAGGCCGGGAAGCUCACGGAUUUCCCUACAGGUCUUGGAAUUCUGAUUCCGGACAUAAAGGUAACUGGCCAGGAACACGCGAGUGGUGACACGUCUGCGGACACCUGUGUUACGGCAUAUCAUUCUGCAACACUUGACCCGAAGACAUUGCUGCUUUCCCAUAAAAGCAAGCCCCGGAUUGCUAAAGGUCACUGGAUCCUCAUUGUCAUCCCUGACGGGAAGACAGACUUUGGCCGUGAACCCCCAUGGCAUUGUCAAGUUCAAAAUAUCGGCGAGUCAUCCAACCAUGCUGAAAUCUCGUUACCCCUUCGCGGGAGUAAGAAGAUGUCAAAAGAAGACCUGCAACUUGCGACCAAAGAUUGGGGAGGACCCCGGAGGGUAAAAUACACGAUCUACGAGACAAGCUUUGACAAAUUGACCCCGGAUAGGAAGCGAAGGAGCAUCGUCAUGCUUCUGAGCACGCUUCCCGGGAUCGAAGAGAUGAUCAAGUACCUGGCAAGCCAAGGGCCAGAGGGAGUUCUGUCGUCUUGGUGGGAAAGAAUCCAACCCGCCGCAUUAGAUCUGUUGCGGUGGAUUGUCGCCUCAAAUCGGUCAUGCAUUGUCCAAGAUAACAAUAAUCCUGAGCACUUGGUAAGUGACAUGGAAGGUUAUGUUCAGUUCCGCCUGGUUCAAGGUGCCCCGGACAAAGAGCAGCGCUUUAUCAGGGCAGUCAACGAGAACGCGAUGAAGGCGAAGCCUAAUUACCCAACACUUUUCGCAUGGCAUGGCAGUGCAAUAUGCAACUGGCACAGCAUUCUGCGGGAAGGGCUUCACUUCGACUACGUUGCGAAUGGGCGAGCCUGUGGGGAUGGCGUUUACAUGUCUGCUCACUUCGGAACAUCGUCAGGUUACUCCAACCAUGGUGUAUACGCUCAUGAUUCGUGGCCUCAAAGCACUCUCAACAUGACAUCCGUCAUAUCCUUGAAUGAGGUAGUCAAUGCUCCAAAGCAGUUCGAAUGCUCCAAUCCGCAUUAUGUCGUGGCACAACUGGACUGGAUCCAGCCCAGAUACCUUUUCGUGGGGAUCGGGAAUGGCCGUAAUAUGGGUUAUGAUGCAGUAUCCUGGGAUCCAGUUGAAUUCGAAAAAGGAAAGUCCGCAUCUGCCUCUGCCUCUGCAAUUUACCCACAAGACCCUCUCCACAAAGUCUAUGGACCCAGGGAAGCAGUUUCGAAGAUUCCGAUCUCGGCCAUUAGCUCCAAGAGACGAGAAGAGCUCAAAGAUCUCAAGAUUCUUCUUUCAGAUUCAGACGUGGAAAUGGUCGACGCACCUCCAAAGGAACCAGGUACAAAGAAAAGGGCAGCAAAGGAUACCACCCAGAAGAAAACAGACAAGGGGAAGGAGGCUGCCCCCGCCAUCGACUUCGUCCCAGGGACUCUGAAGGAGGGCGCCUUGCCCGUUCUGGCCCCACCCCAAUAUGCUACUACUUUUGCAACCAAGGUCCUUCAGAAGCAGUUCAAGUCAAUAGUGAACAUCCAAAAAAAAGAGAAACUGCACGAACUCGGCUGGUAUGUGGACCCCAACUUGAUCUCUGGGAACCUCUAUCAGUGGAUUGUGGAGCUCCACAGCUUCGAACCAGAGUUAGCUCUCGCCAAAGACUUGAAGGCAGCGAAAUUGAAAAGUGUGAUUCUCGAGCUCCGUUUCCCACCCAAUUACCCAAUGGAUCCCCCAUUCGUCCGGGUGAUUCGACCCCGAUUCCUAGAAUUCCACGCCGGCGGAGGUGGACAUGUCACUCUGGGAGGUGCGUUGUGCAUGGAACUGCUGACCAACUCCGGUUGGACGGCUGUCACCUGCAUGGAGAGUCUGCUGUUACAGGUCCGGCUGGCCAUCACCAGCACAGACCCUCGGCCCGCUCGUCUGUCUCCGCGUCGGGGGAAACUCUCAGGAUUAUGCUGUUGGCGAGGCGGUUGA
Messenger RNA from Penicillium cinerascens, 3321 nucleotides. Its product is annotated as putative ubiquitin conjugating enzyme. Gene Ontology annotation, molecular function: NAD+ poly-ADP-ribosyltransferase activity. The transcript is spliced from 3 exons. NCBI's taxonomy places the organism in Eukaryota, Fungi, Ascomycota, Eurotiomycetes, Eurotiales, Aspergillaceae. Bases 1 to 3321 code for a protein of 1106 amino acids. The record is from RefSeq and is a predicted model, not a curated record.